AUUUAACCGCACCUAUCCCCACCCCCAUCCAACCACUGGGUUUAAUGUGCUAUAUGUUUACUACAGUAUUAGUAAUAAGAGAACGUCACUCUACAAACUGUGAACUCAACCACAAAAUAUAGCUCUUUAGUUUCAUUGAAGAAGAGAACCUACAUUCCAACAUGCCCAAGAGAAAGGGAGCUGAUGGCGAUGUCAAGGAGGAGCCUUCAAGGAGAUCUGCACGGUUGUCAUCGAAACCAGUACCUUCAAAACCAUCACCAAAUCCAAAAAAGCCAGCUAAGAAAGAAAAAGAAGUAAAUAACAAGAAGAAGGCGAAGGCAGCAGCGGUCGGGGAGCCUAAAGAGGAGACCCAGACUGAAAAUGGCGAGAUCAAGACAGAUGAAGUAGAGACUCCAGAUGAGAAGACUGAGUAGCACUACUCCCGUCCAUCCAAUCCCCUCCCUUGUAUGGCCCCCAAGUCUCAUAUGUUAUCCCUAAAACAUCCAUUACCUUAACAGAGGAAUAUUUUUAUCAACAAUUUUGUAAUUGGUACAGGGUUUUAGCUCAAAACACAGCUAAAUAUGGAGGAUUGUUCUGUUGUGCAGUGGUCAUAAAGUGUUUUUAAGCAAACAUAAUUACGGUUUUGUUUAUUUAUUAGUUUUGGUACCUUGUUGGGACUUUAAAAAAUAAUGCUGGAUGGCAGACUAAUUGCAGGUGGUGUAGUGUCACAUUGUAGGUUCGCCAACUCAGAACAUUUCACUUUUGUAGGUGGUUGUAUUUUUAUUCUUUAUGUACAGUGGUUUUUCUUUGGGAGGUGUUUACUUAUUUUCAAUUUGAUUGUCUGUAAGCAAUUUUGGAAACAUUUGAAACAUUCCAGGCUUAAAGGACAAUUUCACAAUUUUUCAACUUCAUAUUCAUAAUCUCGAGGACCACCGCAACAACAUGUGAAAAUUGCUAGUUUGUUUUGUUGUUAAAAAAUAGGAAUAUUUUCAAUGACCCCAUCAGUGUGCAUGGUGUGAUUUUAACAAAUGAGUUACCAUCAUUAGCUACUAAUUGGACACUUCCUCAGUUUUUUUAUCACAAAACAUAGAAACCUCACAUUUUCACAUAUGUUGAUGUUGUGCUGGAGAUUAAGCAGAACAUUUUUUAAAUUUCACUAAUGUGGGCAUACCUGCUUUUUAAAUAAUCUUGCUCUGAAUUAUUUUGACACAAAUGAUUUAAACAGAGGAAGAGGCUUGUUGGAAGUUGAUUAUACUUUUUGAAACAAAUGUUGGGAUUUUAACACUGAAAAUUAAUCUAUUGAAAUAUGCAGCUGUGUUCCCACUGAAGUUCUGGAUAUUUAAUUGGAAUUUAAUAAAAUAGUAAUUUCUCAUGAGGUUGCGCAAGGUC
Molecule: messenger RNA, 1368 nt
Organism: Oncorhynchus tshawytscha (Chinook salmon)
Lineage: Eukaryota; Metazoa; Chordata; Actinopteri; Salmoniformes; Salmonidae
Product: non-histone chromosomal protein HMG-14A-like
Exons: 6
Coding region: 162-413 (83 amino acids)
Biological process (GO): chromatin organization
Cellular component (GO): nucleus; chromatin
Molecular function (GO): nucleosomal DNA binding
Source: RefSeq, a predicted model, not a curated record